This is a messenger RNA of Epinephelus lanceolatus (giant grouper), 3192 nucleotides long. RefSeq names its product RING finger protein 11-like. Gene Ontology annotation, cellular component: ubiquitin ligase complex. Lineage: Eukaryota; Metazoa; Chordata; Actinopteri; Perciformes; Serranidae. Gene Ontology annotation, biological process: ubiquitin-dependent protein catabolic process. Gene Ontology annotation, molecular function: ubiquitin protein ligase activity. The record is from RefSeq and is a predicted model, not a curated record.
GACCGAUAACAUGUCGUCCGGUUGAAGAAAGAGCUAGCAAGGAAGCAAACUGUUUAAUGUUACUCACGAAGUUAAAAGGAGGAAAUGUCGCUGCAGUCCAGCACCCAGGCCGCUUGGUAUAAUAGCCACAGCUGCUGCUGAAGUAUAUAGUUUGUAGAAAUUGUGAUUCUCAGAAAGGAAUGAGCGAUUCUUAUCAAGGAAGUCGUCCAGCUGGCUAGCGAAAAAGUAGCUAGCUAGGCUAGCUGCUAGCUGCCGUUAGCAAGGGAGUUCUUUGUUUUGUUUUUCAGGUGGAGGUCCGUGUAUACAUGAAGAGAAACUAGCGUGGACAUUUGCUUUAACAUUCAACGUUAAUGUAGGAGUUUUACAAUCAUGCACAUGGUGUCUUUAGUAGUGUGUAGUUGAACUGUAAAUUAAUGGUUUCUGGGAUAUUAGACAAAACUAACAUUAGCCACCGAGAGCAACUUUAGCAACAAAGAUCUGAUUUUCUGCGUCGGCCAGGAGAGGACUGGAGACACGAAGAUAUGGGCAACUGUCUCAAGUCUCCGACAUCGGACGACAUUUCUCUGCUUCAUGACUCCCAGUCAGACAGGGCGAGUUUCGGAGAUGGGACAGACCCUGACCUGGAGCCACCUCCGCCGUACCAGGAGCAGGCUCACAUGCCCAUGUACCAUCCCACGCCUAGUCAGGCCCGUCUGGCCACCCAGCUGACAGAGGAGGAGCAGAUCCGCAUAGCUCAGCGCAUCGGCCUCAUUCAGCACCUCCCUAAGGGUGUUUAUGAUGGAGGGCAAGACGGCUCAGAGAAGAAGAUCAGAGAAUGUGUGAUCUGUAUGCUGGACUUUGUAUACGGGGACCCCAUCCGGUUCCUCCCAUGUAUGCACAUCUACCACAUGGACUGUAUAGACGACUGGCUGAUGAGAUCUUUCACCUGCCCCUCCUGCAUGGAGCCCGUGGAUGCUGCCCUGCUCUCCACCUACGAGACCAACUAAUUUUUCACCCCUCCACCCCCCCAAGCUUAGCUCAAACACAGCCCCUCCAGCCCCAAACACACACACAAACCCAACAGUUGCCCUCUUAUAGAGUGAGAGGAGCUUAAAAUAAAUGUGUUGGCUGUUUUCUUGCACUUUGAAACAUUCAAAAUGUACUCACCUAGCGUUGGCCUUUCAUGCCCCCCGGUCUAAGUAAUGAGCUGGUCUUUAACAGUAGUUACACAAGUCAGUACGAAACUGUUUCCAGGCGACCCUGCACGAUUGUGUGUUGUGUGUGUUUGUCAUGCUGACGGCGAGCACGUAGGGUGUGUGUGUGAGAGCUGCUAGGGCUGUUUGAUGACAGUGCAUUUCCACUUGAGCCGGCCUCAGUGGUGUUGGGAUCAGUUGGGGAACUGAUCCCAGUUUACCUUCAUUCCCAAUUAGUCUUCAGUAAAUUCAAUUUGGUUGACAGAUUAUUGACCAAAAUGCUACGAGGUGUUGCCAGAAAUCUGUUUAAGUUUCCUGUGGCUACAGUAAAACUUCCUCAACAUACUGAUCUCCUGAUCCCACAUUAAAACGACCCUACACUCGUGGGAGGUAUGGGGAUAUACAGCUGAAGUUUACACUGUUGGUGUUAGAUACUAAAGACUUCACUCCCCAGUUUGUCAGGAUUACAAAAAAAUUAUGCACACAACUAACAGAAAUCACCCAAAGUUUAUAAGUACACUAUGUACACCUAAAGGGGAUCAAGGCUGCAUGAUAUUCGGCCACUCCAAAUGGCCAGACUUUAAAGAAAGUGCUUUGAGCUGAAGGGAAAACGAUGUUUAAUGUGAAUGUUUCACCGGGCGGUGUGUUAAAGUAGCUGGCAGCCAAUGUAAAGGGCUCAUUUGUGCAUGGGCAGGUGGAUCAGUCCGACAAAAAUUAGAAAUGCUUGCACACACUUUUCAUCUGAUCCAGAGAUUUGCACUUUACUUAUAGGACAGUAUCUAAACAAUAUAUUAAUAUAUGUACCUUAUAACCUUGCACUAUCAAUACUUCAUUCCUUUAUUUCCUGAGAUGCAAAAGUUACAUAGCUGAAAGGGUAUUUUCAAAGCUAUCAGUAGUCACUUAUCACGUUGAAGUAAGCCUGAAGAUGUAUUUCAUGAAAUCUGUGAUUCAGUAGUGUGAGCCUCCGCUUCGUUCUGCUUGACUUUUGAUUCUUGUGUGGGGUUUUUUUGUGUAAGUGAUGGGACAGAGGAUUGCUCCAGUUUAAAGGGGAAGUUUGACAUUUUGGAAAAUGUGCUUAUUCACUUUCGUAUUUAGAGUUAAAUGCAAAGAUGUCAAUGAUUCUGUGCAUUGGUAAGGAGCUGGAGCUAGGAAGCGAUUAGCUUAGCUUAGCAUAUAGACUGUUAGUGGGGGAAAACUGCUCCGACGCUCAGACAUACACAUUUGAGUACCUGUGUAGCUCUGUAAUUUGUGGUUUUUCAGGGAUUUAAAUGUGUGACAACAAAUUGAAAAGCAUGCAAAAGUACAGAUUAAUCAAACAAGAUAUAUCCUGCUUAUAUUAUGAGCUGUAGAGGUGCUGAUAGGAACAUUUUUGAACUUUGGUCAGAGCCAGGCUAUCUUGUUCCCCCUUUAUCCAGUCUUUAUGCUUAGCUAAGAUUAAUGCCCCCUUCAUUUAGCUUCAUAUUUGAUGUACAGAUAUGAGACAGAUAUCAAACUGCUCAUUUCUUGGCAAGAAAGCGAAUUAACACAUUCAUCAAAAUGUCUAACAGUUCCUUUAAGACAGAAAAAAGGCUAAAUUUGAUUCAUUUUUUAUUUUUCUCACAGUGUAAUUGUUUGUUGUUUAUUUCCAUUCACUGGAUCAGUAGUUACAGAAAUUUCCUUUUUUUAUUUGUGGCAUUGUGUGGCGUCUUUUCUCUGUUACCUGUUUUAUCUUCUACCUUCACAUUUUUUUGUUAUAUUUGUGUAAAAUCCACUUUGUAUUUAGGACAGUAUAACUUCUACACUGGUUCAAGCCUGACUGUGUAAACCUCUGUCCCAAAUGAAUUUCAGAGUGUGAGGGACUUCUUUUAUGGUGUGAUUAGUUACAACUGAGAUUAAGUUUUCCAUCGAGCUUUUCCUUUGCUGUGUUUUUCAUUUUAAGUUUAUUCAGAAAAUUAAUAUUUCCUGUAAUCUUGUUUUAUUUCUUUCUUUUUGGAAGGCUAAAAUGCCGUCAUGUAAAAAAAAAAAAAUAAAAUAAAGAGGA